CUCUCUUUUUUAUUGUUCUUGUUGUCAUCAUUGUUUUGUUAUGGAGGGUUGCAAUGAAUUUGAACAGUUUUAUCCACUCACAAAUUUCUGUAAUUUCUUUUUUAUUUUAUCAUGCACUAACACUCCCUUAACAAUCAGCAUUUUACUCCUCUCAACAUCAAAAUCUUACAUUUGAUCCCCUCAACUAUACAAUCACAUCAAUUUCCCUCUUUCAAAAUGGGUUAUUUGCAUGGUUUUUCAUAGGUGAGGGAUCUAAUUGUUUGGUUUUGAAGUUGAAAUGGCAAAGUCAUAAUCAGUGAUAGCUGAGGGAGAUGUCCAUGUUCUCCAUGUAAAUUAACCCUUUUUUGGGGAUCAUAAUUACUGAUUUUCCUUUCUAUUAAAAUCUCAUAUGUUAAAGAUGAAUGAUUGGGCUUGGGGUGCCUUGGAUGUGUUAUACAUAUACAUAUUGUCUUAAUGUCCCCCUAUAAGAUGCUUUGUUCUUAAUUUUUCCAUAAUCACUUUUUUGUGGAAGGGGGGUGGGGUGGACCUGUGGUAAUCCCUCAAUUGAGUUGUAGUGACAAAUAUGACAAAUAUAGGGAAGGGCUUUGAUGUAACUUAGGUACUGACGACAUACACAGACCGGUGUCAUGACUUGUUUUUCUUUCUGUUUCAGAAAGAAGGUAGCCUCCCCAUCAAAGCAAACAAUAGACAUUGAAGAAGAGGUUUCAGGUGUCCAGAAUGUUAAGCUAUACACUUACAAAGAAUUGAGCAUUGCCACAGAGAAUUUUAGACCAACUAACAAAAUUGGGGAGGGUGGUUUUGGUUCUGUCUACAAGGGAAGUCUCAAAGAUGGCACUGUGGCCGCUAUAAAGGUGCUUUCUGCCGAGUCAAGGCAAGGGGUGCGGGAAUUUUUGACAGAGAUAACUGUGAUAUCAGAUAUAGAGCAUGAAAACUUGGUUAAGUUGCAUGGUUGUUGCGUGGAAGGUAGCCAUAGAAUCUUGGUGUAUGGCUAUCUAGAAAAUAAUAGCUUGGCUCAAACCCUUCUUGGUGGACGCCGCAGUGGCAUUCAGUUUAACUGGAACACGCGGACAAAAAUUUGCAUUGGAGUUGCACGGGGCCUUGCAUUCCUUCAUGAGGAAGUUCAACCGCAUAUUGUUCAUAGAGACAUUAAAGCAAGCAAUGUUCUCCUUGACAAAGACCUCACACCAAAGAUCUCAGAUUUUGGUCUAGCAAAGCUUUUUGCACCCAGCCUAACUCAUAUUAGCACACGUGUUGCUGGAACAUUAGGUUACUUGGCCCCGGAGUAUGCAAUACGAGGCCAAUUGACAAGGAAAGCUGACAUUUACAGUUUUGGUGUUCUCCUCUUGGAAAUUGUUAGUGGAAGGUGCAACACAAACAAGCGGUUAUGUGCUGAAGAGCAAUAUCUUCUUGAAAGGGUAUGGAAACUGUACGAGAAGGGCGAGGUGGCAAGGUUGGUGGACACCUCAUUGGAAGAAGACCUUGAUAUCGAUGAGGCUUGCAAAUUCUUGAAGAUUGGUCUUCUUUGCACCCAAGGCUUCCCAAAGCUCCGGCCAUCCAUGUCCAAAGUGGUGAAGAUGCUAACAGGUGAGAUGGAUGUUGAUGACAAAGAGAUAUUAAAACCAGGUCUAAUCUCUGAGUUAAUGGGGCUCAAAAUGCAAAAGGAUACCACAGAUACAUUGUCUGCUGACUCCAAAAAGCAUGAUAACUCAUCAUCAUCAGAGACGAGCACUUCAUAUGCCACCAUGACUUUCACAGCAAUAGAUGAAAGAAGUAAUUGACUUGGCACAUGAGACUAGGGUAUUGCAUAUAUAUCAUCUGGAAUGGGGAGCUUCGCUGCAGCCAUUGGUUGUAUGAGAUCAAAGAAUUUCAUGAGAUGAGUUCCUCUCGCUCUUUUUCCGAACAUUCAUGGUUGUGCCUUCCAUUCUCCAGAGUGGUUUAUUUUAACUUGACGGAGUUGGCAUAAGUAGAAAGGAGCAAUUCAAAUUCAUUGUCCGUAGUUGUCCAAAUACUCUCUGGAUCUGGAUGUACAAAGUUAUAAUCUACUAGGAUCGACUGUUCCAGAAUCACCAUUAAAUUAUAUCAGAUGUUAAAGAUCAAAUGAGUUUUUACACAGAUAUUUGCCAUCAUGCAGUUGGAUAUUGAUGCACCAUGGAACAGUAUAUAUUGGAUGAAAUGAAAUUUUUGUAUCAUUUCUUUUCUUUUCUUUUUCUGUCUGAAUUCAUUGUAAUUGUUCGUUGAUUUACUACCCGUGAAACCCUUUUCUUUUUC
Camellia sinensis is the source of this 2268-nucleotide messenger RNA. Its product is annotated as cold-responsive protein kinase 1. The record is from RefSeq and is a predicted model, not a curated record. Gene Ontology annotation, molecular function: protein kinase activity; ATP binding. NCBI's taxonomy places the organism in Eukaryota, Viridiplantae, Streptophyta, Magnoliopsida, Ericales, Theaceae. Gene Ontology annotation, biological process: protein phosphorylation.